This is a messenger RNA of Strongylus vulgaris, 360 nucleotides long. Lineage: Eukaryota; Metazoa; Nematoda; Chromadorea; Rhabditida; Strongylidae. The record is from the annotation of a GenBank genome assembly.
AUGGAAGGCUUCUUCACGGCUAUUAUUGACGAAUUCCCGACGGUGAUCCGUAGACGAAAGUACGGACGAGAGAUAUUCGUUGGGCUCAUAUGCUUGAUAUCCUAUUUAAUUGGGCUCAGCACUGUUACAAGGGGUGGCUUCUAUGUGUUCCAGCUGUUCGAUUUCUAUGCCGCUUCCGGAUGGGCACUUCUGUGGUUGUUGUUCUUCGAAUGCAUUGCCAUCUCUUGGUGUGUAGGGAUUAAUCGUUGGUAUGAACAUAUGAAAAGUAUGAUUGGCUACUAUCCAAGUCGAUGGUGGAAAUUUUGCUGGGUGUUCGCAACUCCAGCAGUUUGCAUGGUGCGUUUCCUAAAUUCUUCUUGA